This is a messenger RNA of Vigna umbellata (rice bean), 723 nucleotides long. The record is from RefSeq and is a predicted model, not a curated record. NCBI's taxonomy places the organism in Eukaryota, Viridiplantae, Streptophyta, Magnoliopsida, Fabales, Fabaceae.
AUGGUUGAGAGAGCCAAAGUAUUAGAAAGGAACGUGGCAGAGGUGGAACGGCAAAAGAGGAAACAAAAGGUGGUGAGGGGACCAGUGUCGUCUAGAAACAAUGUGAAUCUGAGAAGAACGCCAUACACUCGACCAACACAAACGUCAAAUUCUGGGGGGUCUCGAUCAGUAACCACUGUCAGACAGUCUGGGCAACAAGGGUUAGUGAAGUGUUUUCAAUGUGGGGGACCCCAUUACCGAUCGUCAUGUCCUCAGAUGACGGGAGAGAAAUAUUGCACUCGCUGUAGAAGGAACGAACAUUUGGACAGCGAGUGUAACAUGGGUGGACGAGCGGUCAUGAGGCCACCAAACGUGGGAAGGAUGCAGCCAGGAAGGGGAGGCCGAGCGCAAGCAGUAGGAAGAGUCUAUGCAAUAACGGGCGCUGAAGCUGCCAGUUCAGGUACACUCAUAACCAGUACCUGCUUGUUAUAUGGAAUGCCCUGUUGCGUAUUGUAUGAUUCGGGGGCAACCCACUCCUUCAUCUCGAAGGCGUGCGUUGAGAAACUGGGGUUAGCGGAGAGUGAGAUGCAGUUCGACUUGGUGGUGUCAACCCUAGCGGCUGGUGAGGUUAGGACAUCUACAGUGUGCGUCAGAUGUCCUAUUGAGGUAGAAGGGCGUAGAUAUAAGGUAAACCUCAUCUGUUUACCUUUAAAAGAGUUAGAAGUGAUCUUAGGAAUGGAUUGA